AUAACACAAGAUCAUUUAUCAAUGUUUUCGUGGUAAGAUGUUGAAGAUGUUGUAGGCAAUCUAAAGUAUUUAUUUAGAGUCAAGAAUAAAACCUGACCCGGUGAAAGGUCAGGUCACACACAAGAAGCACGUUUUCUUCACAACAUGGCUCUCCGGAGGUCAGAGAGAGUUCGCAGUAUUGUAAGAAAGGAUGACUUCGAGUACGGCUACAACUGGCAGAUCCCCACUUCUCGUGUUGAGAGUAAAAAGCCUCGGGAAAAUUCUGAUCAGUGGCCUAUUCAAGAGGUCGUCGCCUGGAUCGAUGAAAACCACGUUGAGGUCAAGUGGGCCCGAACAACUAGGUCAUGGCCCAAUAGCAUUGUAGACCUGAGAUACAAUGCAGCAUUGGCGCAGCAAUUGCAGAGAAACUGCUGUAAUCCCAGCAUGAAAGCAUUCAAGGACAGACAGACAUUCUUGCACCCAGACAAGGAGCUGCGUGUCCUUCGGCAGCAAAUAUUUGACAAUUUGGGCUACCGAUACACGCCAUCAAGGAACCAGGGCCAUGAAAGAAGGAUAACCGUAGUGGUCCCGCUGUCCAAGCAAAACUUCAGGGGCUUUUUCCUCCAGAAGCUGUCACUUCCUGUGUGUCAGGACCUGCUGGAGGAAAAGCCCCUGGAAAAUUGCUUUGGAGGGCGGGCCAUUCAUGUGCCUGCAAGCGAAAUGGCAGAGCUGGACAGAAUCCUCGGUGAGCACUGGGACGUCAGAACUUUCCCCACCAACACCGUCUGCCGGGUUGUGAGGGAGGAGGGGAUCCACCUGUCGUGGGGAUAUAAGAGAAGGGAGGCAUUCUCCCAUGCAGACUGCCCAAGAUGCAACUGGGCCCAAGAGUCUGGCAGUCCACGGCCUGAGAUCUGCUCUCCAACAGUAAACUUCCUGAUUGGAGAGCCAGAACUUCAUUUCACCUUCACAAGGAGAAGGGGACACUGGAAGGCAGGGAUGAUAUAAGCCAGCAAAGUAUGUUGUCGCGAGUCACUUAUUACAUGUCAGGUCUUACUGCUAAUGCUACAGCCAAACAGGAAUACACUUUAAGUAAUUUAAGUUGAAUGUUCGUGCAGGAGAAGAAGCCUUUAAGGCUUAUACAAGCCGUUCUCCUUUGAAUAUAACAAAUAAUAAUCACAAUUCCACUAUACAGUAAUUGAACUGACAACAAGCAAGGCAAAUGACAAGCAAAUGGGAUAAAUAAAUUACAGAUAAGUAAC
Branchiostoma belcheri (Belcher's lancelet) is the source of this 1238-nucleotide messenger RNA. RefSeq lists its product as uncharacterized. The coding region runs from base 145 to 984 and encodes 279 amino acids. Lineage: Eukaryota; Metazoa; Chordata; Leptocardii; Amphioxiformes; Branchiostomatidae. The record is from RefSeq and is a predicted model, not a curated record. The transcript has 4 exons.